AUGCAGAUUGCAAAGGUGCGAGUGAAUGUCAUUUGUAGAAGGCCUGCCGUUGGGAAUGAAAAGUCUAAUCCUUCUAAGAGACAUAGGGACCGUCUGAAUGCUGAAUUAGAUCAUCUGGCCAGCCUCCUGCCUUUUCCACCGGACAUAAUAUCCAAGUUGGACAAACUUUCUGUCUUGCGCCUUAGUGUCAGCUAUCUCCGGGUCAAAAGCUUCUUUCAAGCCAUUCAAGAAAAGCACUUUAGGAAGCAAGUUGGUCACACAAUAAAAGACUACGUAUCCAGUGAGACUGCCAUACCAGAAGGUGGACUUCUACUAGAAUCACUGAAUGGCUUUGCCUUGGUGGUGAGUUCAGAUGGAAUGAUAUUUUAUACAUCAUCAACUAUUGUGGACUAUCUAGGCUUUCAUCAGACUGAUGUAAUGCACCAAAAUAUAUACGAUUACAUUCAUGUGGAUGAUCGCCAAGAUUUCUGUAAACAACUGCACUGGGCCAUGAAUCCUCCACAACUGGUAUCUGGACAACAACUGCAGACAGAAACAGGAGAAGAAUACAUUCUCAGUAAGAUGUUUAAGGCACAAGAGUGUGACAGCAUGCCAGCAGAUUAUUCUUCCUUUUUAACUCGUUGUUUCAUCUGUCGAGUCCGCUGCCUGUUGGACAGUACUUCCGGUUUCCUUACAAUGCAGUUUCAAGGUAAACUGAAGUUUCUCUUGGGACAAAAGAAGAAGUCCUCUUCAGGAACAAUAUUACCCCCUCAGUUGUCCUUAUUCUGCAUAGUGGCACCACUUCUGCUCCCUUCUAUGACAGAGCUGAAGAUGAAAAGUCUGCUUGUGAAAGCAAAACACAAAGCUGAUGAUGCAGCCACAAUGGAUACAAAUUCAAAAGCUAUUUCAGGUCUAUGUGAAACAGAAUUACAAGGAAGAACAAGUUACCAUGAAGGUGCAGCUUUCACUAAUGUGUUACAAAAUGCUGAAAACCAGAUCAAAGCAAACAAUGGAGAAAAUGGCAUUUCUCUAUUCAAAGUACUAACAAAUGAAGAUCACUGGGUCUGGGUACAAGCUAAUACUCAAGUUCUGUACAGGACUGGCUGUUCAGAAUACGUCAUUGCCUCACAGCAAGCUCUAAAGGAAGAAGAUGUGCACCUGAAGGUACCAAAGAACAUCACAAGUUUGAAAGGACAGAAGGAAGCACUUAACUAUAACUGUGCCAUUGAAACUUUGGGACAGAUGAAGCAUCUUAACUGGACAACUGUAAAAAAUGAACAGGAUAGCAUAAAAGUGAAGUUUGAACCUAAUACAAAUGACAAAUGUUUCAUGCAAGAGGAAUCUCUCAAUUCUAACACAUUACUUUUAGGUGUUCAAAACAACUGCAACACAAACAACAUUUGGACUUUAAAAAAUUCAUCAAGUUCUUGUUCUGUAAAUCAACGCAUGAAUACAUGUCCGAGCAGAAAAGUUGGACCAUUCUGUAACAGAGAUCAAAGUCUUUUAAAUUUAGCAUCAACCUGUCCUUCCCACUGGGGUACUACAGAAAAUUGCCAGUCUUAUUCAGGCUUACAGCAAUUUACAGUGGAGAACUACACUACAGAUCCUGUGAAAUUACAACGUCCACUGAUGUACCCAGAAGCUCUAUAUGACACAGUAUUUCCUCUAGAUAUUCCCAUCAAAACUGAAUAUGAUUCUGAUUCUGAAAAUGUAGCUGAUAGCUACAUGAUGUCACAAAGUCGAGUCUGGCUGGAUGAGAAUGGUAUGGUGAAAAAGCAGCUGAUUGGCUACCCUAACAUGGUGCACCUUAAAACAGAAUCAGACCUCAGUGAGCAACUGUCUCCUUGUCAAAAACCAACGCACUGUGUUUACACACCGCACAAUUGGCAAUGCAUUGUAACAAAUCAUACCAACAAUAUGAAUAUAAACAGACCAUGUAAAGGGUUACAUAACAAAGAGAUGACACAGGUUUGCCCCCAGAACUCUGCAUGUUUGGAAAGCAUCCAUGACUUUCAGCCUACAGACUUCUACAAUCAGUUCUAUAACCCCAAUUCAGUAGAAGAGAAAGAGCAGAAUAACCAGAUUUUUAAGAUGCAAUGUGAGUUUAAAAAUCCCUGCUUGGUUCACACAAUCAAGCGUGAACCCUUGGAUUCUCCACCAUUGUCUGAUAAUGGGCAGGAUGGAAUAGAGAUGAUCUUCCCUGAAAAUGCAUUACCAGGUCCUGUGUCUCAUAAAACAACCGAAUGUACAUUUUUACAAUAGAUUUUGUAGCAUCUGGAAUAUUUAUGAUAUUGAAAAACAAGACAAAAUUGUAGAUUAUCUUCCUGUGGACUACAUGAGUAACUACAAUUAAAAACCAAAGGGAAAAGAUUUAAAAAAAUAUUACUCUCUUUGGGAUCUUUGGAAAUGGAGUGAAGUAAAACCACAUAUAUCAUGGCAAAGUGCUAAUUCAGACCUCCUUUAGGUGUACCAAUUUAACUUUUUCAAGCUUCCGUUCUUAUCUGUUGAAUAUAUGAAUGCAUUAUUAAUGUACAACUAUAUCUUCCUCUUGCCUUGUUCUAUUGUUCAUGGCAUGAUGUGGGUGAAAUCCUGGCCCCACUGUGAAGUCAAUGGCAAAACUCCUAUUCACUUCACUGAGACCAGCCUUUCAACCUGUGAAUCUAAGGUUUAUAUUUUUAGUUUUAGUUUCUCAGCUAUUGCCUUCUCCCCACAUAAAUUUAAUCACCUUCAGGCAAGGGCUUCUCAAACUACAAUUGCUUAAUUUAAAGGAAGACCAUUAUAGUGAUAGACUCAGGGACCUCAAUCUAUUUAGCCUGACAAAUAGAAGGUUAAAGAGUGAUCUGAUCACAGUCUAUAAGUACCUACACGGGGAACACACAUUUAAUACUGGACUCUUCGGUCUAACAGACAAAGGCAUAACAUGAUCCAAUGGCUAGAAGUCGAAGGUAGACUAAUACAGACGGAAAAUAAGGCAUAAAUUUUUAAACAGCGAGAGUAAUUUCAAAGGAUUGUGGUGGAUUCUCCAUCACUGGCAAUUUGAAAUCAAGUUGGGAUGUUUUUCUAACAGGAAUGCUCUAGGAAUUAUUUAGGGGAAAUUCUAUGGCCUGUGUUAUACAGGAGGUCAGACUAGAUGAUCACAAUGGUCCUGUCUGGUCUUGGAAUCUACGAAUCUGUUAACUCAAAAUCCAGUCACCUUACAAAAACAAGCUACAAUUAUUUUCAGUUACUAUACCUCUUCUUUAGUUAUCCUGACAAUUUUUAUGUUUUACCAGUCACAUUUCCUCUAUUAAAAAUAUUAAUCUCUUCCCUGUUGCUGUUUGGAAGAUCCACAUAAAAAAGAAGAAAAUUUGACUAAUUAUCCAUUAUACAGGGGAGAUGGUGACACACAAAUUCAUACACUUACAAAAAUUGUGUUACGUGUACAAUUAAUAGGAAAAAAAUCAGACAAAUGUUUUUAAUUUGAUGAUGUCCCUUUAAUUGGUCACUAUGCUGUCCUCUGACUUCAUGACUAGUUCCCAUGUCUUCGGGUGAUUAUGGGAACAAUUUUUCAAAAGCACCUAGGAGUACAUCUGCAUGGCAAUAAAAGACCCACUGGCCCAGAUCAGCUGAUCUCGGGCUCAUGGAACUUAGGGCUGCAGGGCUAUAAAACUGCAGUGUAGAUGUUCGGGUUGUAUCCUGCACUCUGAGACCAUGCAAGAGAGGUGGGUCUCAGAGCCCAGGCUCUAGCCCAAGCCCAAACAUCUACACUGCAAUUUUUAGCCCUGCAGCCCAAAUCCUGCAAGUCUGAGUCUGCUGACCCAGGCUCUGAGACUAAGUGCAGUGGAUUUUUUAUUGCAGUGUAGAAAUGCCCUAAGUCACUUACAUGCUUGUGAAAGUUUUGCCCGAGGUCUCUUUCAUGUAGAGGUUGCUGAGUUAAUUUACUUGUGCUGAAAAUAAUAUAAUGCAAUCUACAACUUCUAUUUUGUUUUUUAUUGUUCGCUUCCUGCACUAUUGUUUUUAAAUUGCACUAUUUCAACUUUAAAUCACUUUCCCAUAUAUAAAAGGCAUAUUAUGAAGAAAAUGGUUAGAUGUUUUUGUGAUUUUUAUAAAGCUUAGAGUAAACAUUUUCUUAUUCAAAGUGUUACAACUAAUUAGAAUGCUUUCAUUUCAGUAACUGCUUGUCAGUAAUGGUGAGAUUGUCAUCAGUUAUCAAUCUGGCCUGAGUAAGGGGCAGCAUGUAGUUGCAUUGCUCCAGAAGUACAGCAGGGAUGUACUUCUCUGCCCCACUCCCGUUCUCUCAUCUGCAAUACAGGUAGGCCACACAGGGAAGUAAGGGGCACUUUGUGCCCCCUAAUAUCCCUGCAUUGGCACAGACGGUGACAAUCUUGCCCUCAUACUCUACUCUUACAAUAACAAUUUUGGGACUAAUUCAGAUUUUAGUCUAAAGAUGGCGUAAUCCAUGCCCCCAUCUGGAUCUCAGUGUUUAUGUUUCCUAAAUUUAGGACCCAAUCCUGCAACUUGUUCUGCACAGACCAUUCAUGUGGACCCCCACUGAAGUUACUGGGGUUCUGUGUGGCCCCUAGGAUCUGCUCUUAUGGAACAAGUUCCAGGACUGGGACUACAGACUUUUUUUAGACUGCUUUAGACUAACUUACUUAGACUCUCUCCCAUUUACCAACAGGUAACUCACACCCUGCCUAACACAUCAACUCUGAAUUUGACCCACUGGACCUGAUUCUCCACUGCCUUGCACCUUGGGUAGUCAUUUAAAUCUGUGCAAAGUGGGCAUCAAUUUUACCAGGUCAGAAUGGUAGCAUUUUACACUUACUUUGGUUAGAUGGAAAUGACGACAGAAGGUGCAAGGUGGGUGAGAUAAUAUCUUCUAUGGGACCAACUUCUGUUGGUGAGAGAAAUGCUUUCAAACUACUCAGAGCUCUUUUUCUUUAUGUACUGUAGAACCUCAGAGUUACAAACACCUCAGGAAUGGAGGUUGUUCAUAACUCUGAACAAAAUGUUAUGGUUGGUCUUUCAAAAGUUUACAAUUGAACAUUGACUUAAUA
Chelonia mydas (Green sea turtle) is the source of this 5018-nucleotide messenger RNA. RefSeq names its product aryl-hydrocarbon receptor repressor (gene AHRR). The transcript is spliced from 10 exons. Gene Ontology annotation, molecular function: nuclear receptor activity; transcription cis-regulatory region binding; protein dimerization activity. Gene Ontology annotation, cellular component: nucleus; aryl hydrocarbon receptor complex. Lineage: Eukaryota; Metazoa; Chordata; Testudines; Cheloniidae. The record is from RefSeq and is a predicted model, not a curated record. The coding region runs from base 1 to 2241 and encodes 746 amino acids. Gene Ontology annotation, biological process: regulation of transcription by RNA polymerase II.